Messenger RNA from Microcebus murinus (gray mouse lemur), 5715 nucleotides. The record is from RefSeq and is a predicted model, not a curated record. Lineage: Eukaryota; Metazoa; Chordata; Mammalia; Primates; Cheirogaleidae.
CCCUGUUUAAAAAGUUUGAUGACCCCUGCCCUAAGACAUGUCCUUCUCUGCUGAGAGAGGGUUGAAUUUAUUAGUUCCUGCACAUUACCAGCUGGCCUACUCUUCAGCUUCCAGAAGUCCUCUUUUUAGGGCAGUUUGCUUUUCUGAUGAUAAAGUAAUGCAUGCUCAUUGAGAAAUUUUUAAGUUAAACAGAGAACACAAAAUAAAAUGAAUUUUCCUAAUUCCAUCCUCCUCCCUCUUCCCAGUAAAGACUGUAGCAGUGUGACAUUUCAUUUUACUAUUUUGUUUGCAGCGCUUCCACUCCAUAGAUGGAGAUUUAGUGUCUAUUCAGUCACCCUUCUCUGAACAGUUUUGUGAGUGUUUCUACCCCAUAAAGUCCUUGGGAGAGAAAUGGGGCAUGGAGCCCCAGGUGUGCACAUGACUGCUUUGGAAUGUCUGCAGGUCACUUAAUUUUCAAAUUGUUCCCAUUUUUCAGUUCUCUGAAUAAAAGCCUUUUCCAGCCUCUGUUUUAUAUAAGUGGUUUUAUUUUACCCUAUUGUGAUUUCUAGGUAUUGCUAUGAAGACUAUUAACAUUGUAUACAAAAUGGCUAGUUACUCUGAUUUUCAAGUACCUUCAGAUUUUGAAGGGGAUGCAAACUGCAGUCUGAGAAGUUAACUCCUUUUAGUUUUGGCAUGAAUCAUAGGACACCACCCUACCCCGCUGGGGAUUACUGUCUUCUAUGCAGAAGUGAACGGAAAGAUUCUUCAUUCUUAGAGAGUGGAAUUAAGACUGCGAGCAAACUGGCCCUUUCCAUGGCUCCCAAGGGCAACAGCGUGCUGCACCUGCCGCUGUGGGUGUGCCCAGACUGCCGCAGGACUGUGGAGAAGGAGGAGAGGCACGGUGGCCUUGACCAGCCAGUGCAGGGCCAAGACUUCCUUCUUCACUCCCCGCUUGGUAGCUCUCAGCCGGAGGCCAGCAGUGGUGGGAGGCUAGCUCUGGGCACACAGACGCUUCCCCCGGACACGGCGUGCUCAUGCGAGGCCUGCAGUGAGCGCAGGUGUGUGCCACACCACUCAUGCCUGUCCACAGUGACAUACAGAGAAAUUUCUGCAGAGUCAGACCGGGAACCUCAGCAGCUGCAGAACUACUGGUCAGAAGUGCGUUACAUGGUUCGCUGCAUAUAUCGCCAGGCAGGGACCCCACUGGCAGAUGACCAGGACCAGUCUCUGGUCCCUGACAAGGAGGGAGUGAAGGAGCUCGUGGAUAGGCUCUGUGAGAGGGACCCCUACCAGCUGUACCAGCGACUGGAGCAGCAAGCCCGAGAGUAUGUGCUGGAGAUGAAGGUCCGCCUGCUCCGACAGCUGUCAGCUGCAGCAAAGGUGAAGGCACCGUCUGGCCUGCAAGGCCCACCACAGGCACACCAGUUCAUCUCCCUCCUGCUUGAGGAAUAUGGUGCCCUCUGCCAGGCGGCACGCUCCAUCAGCACCUUCCUUGGUACUCUGGAAAAUGAACACUUGAAAAAGUUCCAGGUGACUUGGGAAUUGCAUAAUAAACACCUGUUUGAAAAUCUGGUCUUUUCGGAGCCACUUCUCCAGAGCAACUUGCCAGCACUGGUAUCUCAGAUCAGGCUAGGAACUACCACGCAUGACACCUGCAAUGAGGACACGUAUAGCACCUUAUUGCAGAGGUACCAGCGCUCUGAAGAAGAGCUACACAAAGUCGCCGAGGAGUGGCUGGAGUGCCAGAAGAGGAUCGAUGCCUAUGUGGAUGAGCAGAUGACAAUGAAAACCAAACAGCGCAUGUUAACAGAAGACUGGGAGCUUUUUAAACAAAGAAGAUUCAUUGAAGAGCAGUUAACUAAUAAAAAAGCAGUGACUGGUGAGAACAACUUUACGGAUACCAUGAGGCACAUGUUGUCAUCCCGGCUGAGCAUGCCUGACUGCCCCAACUGCAACUACAGGAGAAGGUGUGCUUGCGAUGACUGCAGCCUCUCACACAUCCUCACUUGCGGUAUCAUGGAUCCACCUGUCACUGAUGAUGUCCACAUUCACCAGCUCCCACUCCAGGUGGACUCUGCUCCUGACUACCUCCCGGAGAUGCGCCCACCGAGUGUAUCUUCAGCAAGCUCAGGGUCAGGCUCUAGCUCACCCAUCACGGUUCAGCAACACCCCAGGCUCAUCCGCACAGACAGUGGCUCUGCACCAGCUUUUUGCAGUGAUGAUGAGGAUAUGGCACCGCUGUCAGCUAAAUUUGCUGACAUUUACCCAUUGAGUAGCUAUGAUGAUGCUGAGGUGGUGGCCAGCAUGAAUGGAAUCCACAGCGAGUCCCACAGCAGUGGGGGAGGCGUGGCCCUAAAAGAGGAGUCUCCUCAGGUGAGCAGCACCAGUAGUAGUUCUUCGGAAGCUGACGAUGAAGACGCAGACGGUGAGAGUAGCGGGGAGCCCCCAGGUGCCCCAGGUGAAGACGGGGACCCAGGAAACAGGAGCCCCCGGGGUGAGGGGAGUAAGGCGGACAGUCCACUCCCAUCUCACCCAGCACAGCAGGCUGAACAAGCUCCAAACACUUGUGAAUGUCAUGUUUGUAAACAAGAAGCUUCUGGACUGACACCAUCUGCAAUGACAGCUGGAGCCCUUCCUCCUGGCCAUCAGUUCAUGACCCCAGAGAAACCUACACACCCCGCACUGCAUCUUUACCCCCACAUCCAUGGACAUGUGCCUUUGCACACUGUCCCACACCUGCCACGCCCCCUUAUCCACCCCACCUUGUACGCAGCACCUCCCUUCACACACAGUAAGGCUUUACCGCCAGCACCUGUUCAGAAUCACACAAAUAAGCAUCAGGUAUUCAAUGCAUCUCUUCAAGACCAUAUUUAUCCGAGCUGUUUUGGGAAUACUCCAGAGUGGAAUAGUUCUAAAUUUAUAAGUCUUUGGGGAUCAGAAGUGAUGAAUGAUAAGAACUGGAAUCCUGGCACUUUCUUGCCAGAUACAAUUUCUGGGAGUGAUAUAUUAGGGCCAACACUCUCAGAAACAAGACCUGAAGCCCUUCCACCUCCGUCUAGCAGUGAAACACCUGCAGUUUCGGAUAAAGAGAAAAAAAAUGCUGCAAAAAAGAAAUGUCUGUACAAUUUUCAAGAUGCUUUUAUGGAAACAAACAAAGUUGUCAUGGCCACCUCAUCAGCCAUGUCCUCCGUGUCCUGCACAGCUACCACAGUGCAGUCGAGCAACAGCCAGUUCAAAGUGUCGUCCAAGAGACCUCCUUCAAUAGCCAUUGGCCAUGACUCUCGGUCUCUCGAUGCAGGCGAUGUCUUUCAUGGCAUCAACAAGGAGGAUCAUAGACACUCGGCACCGACAGCCCCAAGGAACAGCCCCACGGGCCUGGCCCCGCUCCCAGCACUCUCUCCUGCUGCACUCUCGCCUGCCUCCACCCCUCACCUUGCAAAUCUUACAGCCCCAUCAUUCCCCAAAGCUGCAACCACAGCUCCCGGGUUUGUGGACACACGCAAAAGCUUCUGUCCCACUCCCCUGCCCCCCACCACAGACGGCUCCAUUAGUGCCCCUCCUAGUGUCUGCAGUGACCCUGACUGUGAAGGACACCGCUGCGAGAAUGGUGUCUAUGACCCGCAGCAGGAUGACGGGGAUGAGAGUGGGGACGAGGACAGCUGCUCUGAGCAUAGCUCCAGCACCUCGACCUCCACCACCCAGAAGGAGGGCAAGUACUGUGACUGCUGCUACUGCGAGUUCUUCGGGCAUGGUGGGCCUCCAGCUGCACCAACAAGUAGGAAUUAUGCAGAAAUGAGAGAGAAGCUUCGUUUACGGCUGACCAAGAGGAAAGAAGAGCAGCCUAAAAAAAUGGAUCAGAUCUCGGAAAGGGAAAGUGUCGUUGACCACCGAAGGGUAGAGGAUUUGUUACAGUUUAUAAACAGCUCAGAGACCAAACCAGUAAGCAGCACUCGAGCAGCCAAGCGAGCAAGGCAUAAGCAGAGAAAGCUGGAAGAGAAAGCUCGCCUAGAAGCUGAGGCCAGGGCCCGGGAGCACCUGCACCUCCAGGAGGAGCAGAGGCGUCAGGAAGAGGAAGAGGAAGAGGAGGAGGAAGAGGAACAUUUCAAGGAGGAAUUUCGCCGGCUUCAGGAGCUUCAGAAGCUAAGAGCUGUAAAAAAGAAGAAGAAGGAGAGGCCAAGUAAAGACUGCUCCAAGUUGGACAUGCUUGCUAGAAAUUUUCAGGCAGCAACAGAGUCUGUCGCUAACUCUGAAAACACCCACAAUGGCUCACUGGAGCAAACUGAAGGACCAGAAACCACCUCCUGCUCCCCUUCCAGACACAUGAAUCAUACAGAGCCCAGGCCAGGGCCAGGAAGCGACAGGGACAUUGCAGACCCCAUCGACAACAGAGACUCCAAACCUCUCCUCCCCAAAGAGGUCAGUGGGAAGCAGCAUGAGCCACUCUCUUUUUUCUUGGACAUAAUGCAUCAUCAUAAAGAGGGAAACAGCAAACAGAAGCUAAAGCAGACCAGUAAGGCCAGCAGUGAGCCAGCACGGAAGCCCAUGGAGUCCCCCAAAACCACAGAGGGACAGCCCAAACCCAGGGCCCAGACUGAGUCAAAGGCUAAAGUGGUUGACCUCACUUCCCUCACAGAACAGAAAAAAGAAGAGAGAAAAGUCAGCAGUAAUAACAGUAACAAAAAGCAGCUGAACCAUGUCAAGGAGGAAAGGUCAAAUCCAGUACCUGCUGAGCCCGCCUCUCCCAGCGAGCUUCAGCAGAACAACAAGCUGCUACUGGCAGAUUCUCCUCAGCCAAAAGGCAGGAACAAGAAAAAUAAGAAGAAGAAAGGAGACAGAGUCAGCAAUUCGAUUGAUGAUGUCUUUCUGCCUAAAGAUAUUGACCUAGACAGUGUGGAUAUGGAUGAGACAGAGAGGGAAGUGGAAUAUUUCAAAAGGUUCUGCUUGGAUUCUGCUAGACAGACUCGACAAAGACUGUCCAUCAACUGGUCCAAUUUUAGCUUGAAAAAAGCCACCUUUGCUGCCCACUGAAUGAGGCCUGCCUGGAGAGGGACGUGCGCGAGGCGGGCUAGGCUGCGCCACCCCCAGAGCCAAGCACAUUGCUGGCCCCCCAGAGCCAGAGCUCGCCCAGGGUUGUUGGGGCGGGCGCUGCUGCCUGAGACCCCAGACCAAGAACUUGCUGCUCAGCCCACGCUGUUAGCUUGUGUGCGUGUAGUCUGUGCGUGAGACCCCUUCGAUUGUAGCUCUGUGCCGUCGGAUUGGAACAGUAGUUCGCACCAAGUCCUCCCACCACUGCGGCCUCGGAGGCCUGGGCUGUGGCCAGAUACAAGUUUGCAUCAUCCACGUGGCUCCGUCGCCUCUGCAUCACGCCCUGUCCUGUCAUCUGUCCUCACCGGAUGUUGGCCAUCACUCAACUCUCGUGUGCCCCUGCGUCCACCCGAGGCGGGCUGGGCGGGGCAGGCUUCCUUCGUUCUUCUCCACAAUCUGCUGUUCAGAGUGUACACGUUGCGCUGUCUGUGUUUGAUCCCCCUGACUUGUAGCCAGCUUGUGUAAGAUCCCUUGCAGACAAGAAAGUUAAAAAACAAGAAACCCACCCAGUGCUCACACCAUCAAGUCCGUUAUAGAGUGUACGACUGUAUUAACACGGAGGCCUGCCUGGCUACUUUUUUAACAUAUUGUUAAGUAAUAUUAAAAUCAUGUCUUUCUUUUUGAAAGAUGGAAUACAUUAGUACAGCGGGA